ACACACACACACACACACACACACCGGGCACCGGGCCGCAGAAAACAUUGGCCUUGGUUCCCCCCCCCCCACACACACACACCGGCACGCACGCGUCAUGUCAGGUUCACUGGCGCUGUUGGAGGAGCGCCUGCAAGGUGUGGUGAAGCAUGUGGAUGCUGCAAGUACACGCGCGCUGGCUGACGCGCUGGACCAGCUGGAGCUGCCUCUGGUCGUGCGCAUCUCCGCACACGUGGCGUCCACCUUCCGCUCCCUCAUCGGCCACCCACGAGCCAACGAGGCCACUGUUAUUGCGGCCAUCCAAGGGCUUUCCUCCCUCUUCAGCCUCACAGCCGACGCGGCUUCGGCUGCAAACGCGGCCAGAACGGCCGUGGAAGGCAAGGCCAAGCACACUAUGAGCCACAGCAACAGCGCCAACCACGCAGCCGCACCUGCUGCUCAACAGAGGAAGAAGGCGCCCUCCACACCCCUGGAUGUCCCACUGCACCUUGCGCUCCUUGCAGACAUCAUGCAAGGCAAGAAGCUGCGUGUGUCGGCGUCCGAGGAAAUCACGCUGGCCGCCCUCUCCGCGUACAUGAGUACCACUGACAGACACCACGAGCUGGCGUGUGCGCUGAGCGAGCAGCCCGUGCUCAUGGGCUACAUCAUUUACGUGCUGCUUGCCAAGAGCGAGGACACUGGCCUGCAGAUCCGGACUCGGGCCGAGGCACUCGCUGCCAUCCGCUGCACACUUGUUCUCGCGGCCAAGAACGCCAAAGCGCUCGCGUUUGCAGUUCCGGGCAUCCUCUCGUCCAUCACCAAGCUGGUGACGCAGGGUGCCUAUGUCCACAGCUCACUGGCCACAGCCAGCCUGGACUUGCUCACCUUUCUCUUGUCCCUCCUUGGCACCGCCACUCCUCCGGCACCGUUGCUUCCUCCCGAAGCAGCGAGCAACCCCGACGACAACCACGACGUGCAAGCCACCUUGUCCCGCCUCACCUUGGUAUCCUCAGACACUGAUGACAACAACGACGACGAUGACGACAAUAAUGGCGGCGGCGGCGACGGCGCUGUUGGCGAGGCGAGUCGUGAGGACACGCGGCGUAUGGGCGACGGUGCUGAUGACGGCGGUGUCGGUGCCAAAGAGGAGCGUAUCAGGGAGCUGCAUGUCGACCUGGAUCAGUCGUGGUGGGAGCAGGCGGCAAAGAACGUGGUGCUUCGGGUGUCGCUGGUGCUGAAGACGCUUCAACGGCACGAGGACGCACGCGUGCGUUUGGCGUGUGUGUUGUGCGCCUUUGCUCUCAUGCGUACGUGUGCUGUACACAUGCCAACCGUGACAGAACCCGCCAUGGAGACGCUGCUUACCGCAAUGACAGACGACAGCGCUGGGGUGUGCGCAGCGGCUGCAGACGCAUACGCAGCGCUCGUACAGCCGGUUGAUGGACCCAACUUGCACGCGAAUGAGAAGCAGCAGCAGCAGCAGCAACAACAACAACAACAACAACAACAACAACAACAACAACAACAACAACAACAACAACAACAACAGCAGCAGCAGCAGCAGCAGCAGCAGCAGCAGCAGCAACAAAACCAAUCGUGUGGCCUGAGUGUGGCUGCUCGUCGGGUGCGACGCCACGUUGCCAAGAGGGCGGAGGCGGCCAUGCAACGUGUGCUGCGCCAAACGCUGGUGAGCUUGCCCCGGUGCUGUCGAACAGGGUCCGAUGAGGACAUUUUGUUUUCGCUGCGGCGCCUGGCUGGAUGUUUUCGCCUGCUGAGUCCUCCCACGAUCACCGCGCUGCGUUCCGGCAACGGCAUCAAGCAGUUUGUGGGUGGCAUGUGCACGGUGCUUGCGUUUGACGUGCAAGAGUACGAUACGCUGGUGGCAGACGCGCUGGCAUCCACGCGAGCCGGGGAGGGCACGGAAGAUGAUGAUGAUGGUGGCGGUGGUGAUCAAGGAGACCAGAGGCGCGGAGAUACCGGUACACAAGACCAUGGUGAUGGUGGUAGUGGUAAAGGUAAAGGUGGUAGUGGUGGUGGAUUGAAGAAGGUGUACAAAUAUCAUCGCAGUGACGACGUGGUUGCCGCUGCACACCUCGUCUGCCGCCGUCUUGCACAGCAUCCAAGCUGUCUGAGAGAUGUGUUUACGGCUGUGCUGCGCCACCCGCUGGAGCAGAUACGAGAGCAGCCGUCCCUCGCCACCAUCCUCAUGCGCAUGCUCGAUGACCGAGCAACCGCAGAACACACGCACAUGACCAGCGCUGACGGCAGUGCGUCAACACCCACGGCAGCAGCACCAGCCGCAAGGGAAGCAGAAGAAGAGGGGUUUGAUGUUGUGGGGCUGAGCAGUGUGCGUGUGUUUAUGCAAUCGCCAGAUGACCCAUCGUUCUGGUGCACGGCAGUGAAUGUGUAUAUGCCAAAGAGGCAGCAGCAGAAGACGAGGGCAGUAGAUGAAGGGAUGGAGGAGACCAAACAACGACAACAACAACAACAACAACAACAACAACAGCAGCAACAGCAGCAGCAGCAGCAGCAGCAGCAGCCAGGCUGGCGGCUUGCUGCUCAACGGCUCUACACACUGGCGAUGCAACCAUACUGGCACACGCUGCCCGUCGUUGCACCCGCACAGUCUGUGCAUGAGCCGGCAACGCCACCUUCAGCACCACUUUCGUCGUCAUCAUCAUCAUCAACACUGCAGUCGAUGUUGCUUCAUGCACAGGCUGACACACGAGCGCGAGCAAGUGCUGCGCACCGCCGCCUGACAGCAAAGGAGCUGCGAACAAAUGUUCUCGCGGUGUGUACGGCACUGGAGGCAUUGGCGCAAUCAGCCACGGUGCUUGGUCCGUCGUUCAGCAGCAAGCUGCCAGAGGCCCUGUAUUGCCUCCUCUUCCACGCCGCGUCCCCAAACAUCGUCGUCCACCACGCCGCAAUCACUGCGCUCGACACCGUUGCGCGCGCGUGUCGCUGUCCAUCGCGGUUUGCGCUCAUCGGCAGCGCUGCGCCUGUGCUUGUCGGUCGCAUUGCCGCGUACAUCAGGUGCCUUGACCUGCACCCCGAGGCCCCGCUGGCGUUGGAAGCACUUCUCUCGCAUGCUCCGGCGUCCGCCUUCCAUGUCAUGCGGAACACAACAACCAGCGUCUUCCUCGGCCUUGACGGAUAUCACGAUGCAGAGACGACAGCGACGUAUCUCCGACUCCUCUACCACUUUGCGCGUGCAGUGCACCGGUGGCGGCCUGCGCUUGAUCUCCUCCACCGCCGCGCGCAUCCGACGUGGAGGCCCGAGGCCGAGAUGACCGCAGCCGCACUCGCAGACCAGGAGCACGGCGGUGGUGAUGGUGAUGGUGAUGGUGAUGGUGAUGGUGAUGGUGAUGGUGAUGGUGAUGGUGGUGGUGAGCAGCCUUCAACUGAAAUAGGCUUUGAUGCGCGUCUCGGGGAGAUGCUGUCCAAGCUUGGAGAGAACCCCACUGAUGAGCAGAUUGCAUCACUGCAGCGGGAGUUUGGGCCCGAAUUGGAGCGCAUGAUGCAAGAGUUGGAGCAGAAACAAAACGCGCGCGGAAGUAAAGGGGGAGCCGACGCAGAGGACAGGAAGCCAAGCGAUGAUGACGACGAUGAGAAGGGCCCGCCGCCACCGCCAUACGUCGCCGUUGCAGAACAGAUCACGAAGCGUGUGCUCCACUUCAUGGCGGAAGCGCACCCCAAAGCGCGUCAAUCGUGUUUGCGGACGCUUCGAGAGACACUUCUCGUGCUCGCACCGCACACGCGCCAGCUCCUCCCGCUUAUCCACCAGACAUGGGCUCCCCUGGUAACGCGCCUGGACGAUUCUGUGCUCUUUGUGCGCGAGGCCGCUGUUGCCCUCCUCACUGUCGUUGCCGACACGGGCGGCGAUUUCGUCACAAAACGCAUGACAACCGAGGCUGUGCCGCGGCUCGUGUCGCUGCUGGACCAGCAGGGCGCCCUCCUGCACCGUGAUCUCUCCCGCUUCCACUCGUCUGUCCGCCUUGUUGUGGCCGCCCUCUCUGUGCUUGGCAGCCGCUGGGCUGACCUCAACCUCACCAGCUUCCAGCUCAAGCCCAUCGUGCGCUGCUGUCUGCCGUUCCUUCGCUCCGAUCUCCCUCCAAACGUGCAGGACGGCGCAGUGUGUGCCAUGCGGCGGCUGGCGACCAUUGACGCUGAUGUCGUCUGGUUUGGUCUUGUCACCACGUGGCACCGGCACAUCGACGCGCAGCGGCACAACGAGGGCAGUGCCAGUGGCGAUGUGGCGGUGAGCGGUGAUGGUGGUGUGCGUAUGACGCGGUGGGCGUUUCCCAAAGGGGAUGGGCGGUAUGCGGCCAAUGUGAAACGCCUCUUGCAGGAGUUGGAUGAAUAAAUGCACGCACGCAGCA
This is a messenger RNA of Salpingoeca rosetta, 4358 nucleotides long. RefSeq lists its product as uncharacterized. Bases 98 to 4342 code for a protein of 1414 amino acids. Lineage: Eukaryota; Choanoflagellata; Craspedida; Salpingoecidae. Gene Ontology annotation, biological process: chromatin remodeling. The transcript is spliced from 11 exons. Gene Ontology annotation, cellular component: cytoplasm. The record is from RefSeq and is a predicted model, not a curated record.